Callorhinus ursinus (northern fur seal) is the source of this 3610-nucleotide messenger RNA. It is a transcript of the gene RABEP1, whose product is annotated as rabaptin, RAB GTPase binding effector protein 1. Gene Ontology annotation, cellular component: endosome; endocytic vesicle. The record is from RefSeq and is a predicted model, not a curated record. Lineage: Eukaryota; Metazoa; Chordata; Mammalia; Carnivora; Otariidae. Gene Ontology annotation, biological process: Golgi to plasma membrane transport; endocytosis. Gene Ontology annotation, molecular function: growth factor activity; GTPase activator activity.
GAUGAGGAGGCGGAGGUCGGCGCUCGGGUCCGUCUCUGCCCGCGGCUGUGGCGGCGCCGGCGGCUCCAGCCUUAGCGGUUCCUCCCUGGGCGGCGGCGGCGGCGGCUCGGUCGACGCCUCCUCCGCCAGCUGAGCCCGCGGGAGCCCGGGACGCCGGCCGCCCGCCCGCCCCGCUCCGCGAGGCCGCCGCCCGGCCAUGGCGCAGCCGGGCCCGGCUCCUCAGCCCGACGUUUCUCUUCAGCAACGGGUAGCAGAAUUGGAAAAAAUUAAUGCAGAAUUUUUACGUGCACAGCAGCAGCUUGAGCAAGAAUUUAAUCAAAAGAGAGCAAAAUUUAAAGAGUUAUAUUUGGCUAAAGAGGAGGACCUGAAGCGGCAGAAUGCAGUGUUGCAGGCGGCGCAGGACGACCUGGGGCAGCUGCGGACGCAGCUGUGGGAAGCCCAGGCAGAGGUGGAGAACAUCAAGGCCAUCGCCACGGUCUCUGAGAACACCAAGCAGGAAGCAAUCGAUGAAGUGAAAAGACAGUGGAGAGAAGAGGUUGCCUCGCUCCAGGCUGUGAUGAAAGAGACCGUCCGCGACUACGAGCACCAGUUCCACCUCAGGCUGGAGCAGGAGCGAGGCCAGUGGGCGCAGUACCGGGAGUCCGCGGAGAGGGAGAUAGCCGAUUUGAGGAGGAGGCUGUCCGAAGGCCAAGAGGAGGAGAAUCUAGAAAAUGAGAUGAAAAAGGCUCAAGAGGAUGCUGAAAAGCUUCGGUCUGUUGUGAUGCCCAUGGAGAAGGAAAUCGCGGCUCUGAAAGACAAACUGACAGAGGCUGAAGACAAGGUUAAAGAGCUGGAGGCCUCAAAGGUUAAGGAACUGAAUCAUUAUCUGGAAGCUGAGAAAUCUUGCAGGACUGACCUGGAGAUGUACGUAGCUGUUCUGAAUACUCAGAAAUCCGUUUUACAGGAAGAUGCCGAGAAACUGCGGAAGGAAUUGCAUGAAGUGUGCCAUCUCUUGGAGCAAGAGCGACAACAGCACAACCAGCUGAAACACACGUGGCAGAAGGCCAAUGACCAGUUUCUGGAGUCUCAGCGUCUGCUCAUGCGGGAUAUGCAGCGCAUGGAGAUCGUGCUCACGUCCGAACAGCUGCGGCAGGUGGAAGAGCUGAAGAAGAGAGAUCAGGAGGAAGACGAACAUCAGAGAUUUCACAAGAGGAAGGACCAUGACAGAACAGAGGUUGAGGAGGAGGCAAAAGCCCCAGCUGUGUGUGCUUUCGCACACGAGGAGUCUUCAGCCCAGCUGUCGAAUGAGGAGGAGCAUUUAGAUAGCACCCACGGGUCAGUCCACUCGCUGGAUGCGGACUUACUGUUGCCGUCUGGAGACCCGUUCGGUAAAUCGGACACGGACAUGUUUAAAGACGGACUCAGGAGAGCACAGUCUACCGACAGCUUGGGAACCUCAGGCUCACUGCAAUCCAAAGCUUUAGGCUAUAACUACAAAGCAAAAUCUGCCGGAAACCUGGACGAAUCAGAUUUUGGACCGUUGGUUGGAGCAGAUUCGGUGUCUGAGAACUUUGAUACUGCCUCCCUUGGGUCACUGCAAAUGCCAAGUGGGUUUAUGCUAACCAAAGAUCAGGAGAGAGCAAUCAAGGCCAUGACACCUGAGCAAGAGGAGACCGCAUCUCUCCUCUCCAGUGUCACCCAGGGCGUGGAAAGUGCUUAUGUGUCCCCCAGUGGUUACCGCCUGGUCAGUGAGACCGAAUGGAACCUCCUGCAGAAAGAGGUACAUAACGCGGGAAAUAAACUUGGUAGACGUUGCGAUAUGUGCUCCAAUUAUGAGAAACAGUUACAAGGGAUUCAGAUUCAGGAGGCUGAGACCAGAGACCAGGUGAAGAAACUGCAGGCGAUGCUGAGGCAGGCGAACGAGCAGCUGGAGGGGACGGCGAGAGAACGGCUGGAGCUGGAGGGCGCUCUGAGCCGCAGCGCCCAGGACGCCGGCCACCAGAUCUCUGCACUUGUCCUAAGAGCCCAGGCGUCUGAGAUCUUACUUGAAGAGUUACAGCAGGGGUUUUCCCAGGCAAAAAGGGAUGUUCAGGAGCAGAUGGCGGUGCUGAUGCAGUCGCGGGAGCAGGUCUCAGAAGAGCUGGCGAGGUUACAGAAGGACAACGACAGUCUGCAGGGGAAGCAUAACUUGCAUGUGGCCCUGCAGCAAGCAGAAGACUUCGUUCUCCCAGAUGCUGCGGAGGCGCUGCGGGAGCUGGUCCUCAAAUAUCGAGAGAGCAUCGUGCACGUGCGCACCGCGGCCGAGCACACGGAGGAGAAGCUGAAGGCCGAGAUCCUGUUCCUGAAGGAGCAGAUCCAGGCGGAGCAGUGCUUAAAAGAGAACCUCGAGGAGACCCUGCAGCUGGAGAUAGAAAACUGCAAGGAGGAGCUCGCUUCCAUUUCUAGCCUAAAAGCUGAACUAGAGAGAAUAAAAGUAGAAAAGGGACAGCUGGAGGCCACCCUGGGAGAGAAGUCUCAGCAGCUCGAGGGCCUCCAGGAGAUGAAAAUCACUUUGGAGGAACAGUUAAGGAGAGAGGCUGCUGCUAAGGCGACUGUGGAGCAGCUCAUGUUCGAAGAGAAGAACAAAGCUCAGAGGCUGCAGACGGAGCUCGAUGUCAGUGAGCAAGUCCAGAGAGACUUCGUGAAGCUUUCUCAGACCCUUCAGGUGCAGCUGGAGCGGAUCCGGCAGGCGGGCUCCCUGGAGCGGAUCCGGGCGAUCCUCAACGACACCAAGCUGACGGACAUCAACCAGCUCCCCGAGACAUGACACCCGAGCAGGACGCCGGCCUGCACCCUGGGUUUUUAACUCCUCUUAGAGCAACAUUAAUUAUUUAACUCUUAACCGAAGAAGCCGCAAGAAAGGGAGCCCGGAGCGCUGCUUGCUUCUGGUGGGAGAGGACGCUGCGGCGUGGGAGACGUGCACGCAAGGACUUUCCCGUGGGGACAGACGGACACACUGGACUCGGGGGGGGUGGGGUCCGCUCGGUGACGGAGGAAGUGCUGCUUUAUCCGUUUUCCUGCCUUUAAAGCAACAUCCCAAUCGUGUUUGGAAUUACAUUUUCUGUUCCUAGAUAUUGGAAGAGAGCCUUUCCUGUUUCUGUUGUCUCGAGUUCACCAGUAACCGUGUUCAGCUAGCAGACAGAGGUGUAGUGUGCUGUAUGAGUAUUUUAUAUUAAAAUAUGAAGUUCGCGAGCAGGCCAUCGGCUAGGGGCCAUCGGCUAGGGAGUGUAUUGCUCAGCUCAGUGCAUUUUCUUUCUUUUUUACCAUUUUGUCUUGCGUUGGAGGACCUUCAAUGCGACCGAGACUUGCCUGAGACCUACAGGACGGAGGUGACACCACCGAUGCAGGCGCCGAAUCAGUCGUGGGACUGAGUGUGGCGGGGCGCCCUGCAUUGGAAGCCGAGGCUCAAGGAAAAGCACAAGAGACCGCGGAAGCACUUUUCUGCCCCCCUCCCCGGACGCGCUCUGCGGGCCCACAGGUACCAGGGUUAAGCCGAACGGGCACGUCUGCUCUUUUGAAAAACUGUUUUAGUUUAGUUAUUGGAUCAGUGGAGAAAAUAAUAUUAAUAAAACAAGCUAUGUCUGACAUCUAG